Hyla sarda is the source of this 4793-nucleotide messenger RNA. RefSeq names its product transferrin receptor (gene TFRC). Gene Ontology annotation, cellular component: external side of plasma membrane. The record is from RefSeq and is a predicted model, not a curated record. Bases 104 to 2380 code for a protein of 758 amino acids. Lineage: Eukaryota; Metazoa; Chordata; Amphibia; Anura; Hylidae. Gene Ontology annotation, biological process: iron ion transport; intracellular iron ion homeostasis. The transcript is spliced from 19 exons.
GGGCGGGGCUGUGCGUACGUGAUCAGGGGCGUGUAAUGAAUGGACAUUAGUAAGACGCCGGUGAUCACACACAGCAGGAGCGGAGGGGAUUGAUCUGGUUUUGAUGGCGAUGGACAGUGCGCGGACAGUGAUUACAAAUAUUUUUGGCAGGGUCCCUCUUACUUAUACUCGCUUCAGUUUGACUCCUCAAACAGAUGGAGACAGCAGCCAAGUUGAGAUGAAACUGGCAGAUGAGGAAGAAUGUGGAGAUCAUUCCCUGGGAGACCAUCAUGUUGUACAACAUCAACCUAGAAAAAAUGGAUGUAAAAGCUUAUGCUUUAAAAUCCUGGUGGUCAUUCUCUUGUUUUUGAUAGGCUUUCUUACUGGGUACUUAACUUACCGGGGCCGUGUCAGCUCGGCACAACCUAGCAGUACAGAGUCUGUGCAAUGUGAUGGUUUAGUUGAUGCUGUUGAUGAAGAUGAUUCAGUGGUGUCAGAUCCAGAUGUACCACAAGUCUUGUACUGGAGUACUGUAAGAUCUAUGCUUCAAAGAAAGAUUGAUACCACCAACUUUGAGACAAGCAUUCAGCAGCAGCUCAGUGAAAAGUCUCGUCAAGCUGGUUCUGAUAAUGAAGAAAGUUUGGCGAAAACGGUGCGUGAUCAAUUCAACAGCCUAUCAUUGUUUAAGGUGUGGAAUGAUGAGCAUUAUGUCACUCUACAAGGUUCUGACAGGAACAACAAAAUUACACUUCUCAAAGGUGAUUCAGAAGAAUCGAUCUUUGCUCCUACUUCAUAUGUUGCUUACAGUCCUUCUGCUUCGGUUAAUGGUAGCCUUGUGUACGCCCAAUACGGUACGGUAAAAGACUUUGAAGAUCUUGGAAGGAAUACAGAUUUAACUGGAAAACUAAUUCUUGUGCGGUCUGGAUCUAUUCCCUUUUCAGAAAAGGUUAGAAAUGCUGAACAAGUGAAAGCAUCUGGGGUUCUCAUCUAUCCUGAGCCUUCUGACUUCAUGUUCCCUGGACAAAUUGGUGACAUUGAUUCCCCCUUUGGUCAUGCUCAUUUUGGCACUGGUGAUCCGUUCACUCCAGGCUUCCCUUCAUUUAACCAUACCCAGUUUCCACCAUCGAAAUCUUCAGGACUACCACAGAUUCCAGUUCAAACACUUUCCAGUAAAGAUGGAAAACAGCUGCUCGGAAAACUAGAUGUUGUUGGCUGUCCAAGCAAAUGGGAGAGUGGUUGUAAACUUGGCGACCAGUAUAAGAUUAGGCUUGAAGUGAAGAAUGUUCCUGCUGAGAAGAAAAUCUACAAUAUCUUUGGUGUUAUUAAAGGCUUUGAUGAACCAGGUCACUAUGUUGUGGUUGGGGCCCAAAGAGAUUCCAUGGGUAUGGGCGUAUCCAAGGCAGUUGUUGGGACAACUCUGCUAGUGGAGCUUGCCCGCAUGUUAUCAGAAAUGGUUAAGGAGGGGUAUAAACCAAAACGGAGCAUUGUUUUUGCAAGCUGGAGUGCAGGGGACUUUGGAGCUGUUGGUGCAACGGAGUGGUUAGAGGGUUACCUUACUACUCUACAUCUUAAAGCAGUAUCCUACAUCAGUUUGGAUGCCAUUAUUCAAGGUUCUGGGUCACUGAAAGUGUCUGCUAGCCCCCUUAUGUUUAACAUGAUCCAAAAAAUCCUGAAAGAGGUCCCUGAUCCAGUGACUAAAAAGCCGAUUUCAGUAGAUUUCCGCUAUGGAUUCCCCAUGGAUGAUGCUGCAUAUCCGUUCCUUACGUUCUCUGGUAUCCCAUCUGCAUCAUUCAGUUUUCAAAAGGCAAAAAAAAACUAUGCAUAUCUUGAUACUGAGAAGGACACUUACCAGAAUUUUAGAAACUUAGUCGAUGUCAACAGCAUGUGCAGUGUUGCUGCCAAUGUUACAGGCCAGAUAAUUCUGCGUCUAACACAUGACCUCAUAUUACCACUAGACUACACUAAAUAUUCUGAAGAACUGCGUAAAAGAGUGACUGACCUCCACGCAAAAAAGAGUCCAGAAACUCUGAGCUUAAACUGGGUAGAUUAUGCUUCGGGGGACUUCAGCAGGGCAGCUACCCAACUCAAGAAGACUAUUUCUGAAUCUGACCUGGAAAACAAACCCUAUCUGCAUUCUCUAAAUAACCGUAUUAUGAAGGUUGAGCACUCCAUGUUGUCUCCUUAUGUCUCUCCUAAAGAGUCACCAUUUCGUCACAUUCUUUAUGGCAGUGGCAAUCACACCUUUGAUGCGUUAUACAAGCUGCUAGACUUACUGAAAAACGACAAGGCCCAGUCUAGUGAAGACUUGUUUAAAAACCAAUUGGCUCUUUUUACAUGGACUGUACAGAGUGCUGCAAAUGCCCUAGUGGGUGAAGUUUGGGAGAUAGACAAUGAGAUUUAAAGGUUCAUAUUAAAGGCCCUCAGUAGUGGUAUGUAGAUUGUGGGGGUCUGGGUGCUGGGGCCCCUGCGAUCUCCUGGAAUGGGGCCGCGGCAGUCUGCAGGAAAGGGUGUUCUAUCACCGUAUGACAUGUGGCUGACAAGCCCCCUCCAUGUACCCCAUAGAGAUACAUGAAUGGGGCAUGUCUGCCGUGGCCUUCUGCUGGGGACGACGGGGCACUUCCUGCAGACUGUUGCAGUCCCAUCCAGGAGAUUGCUGGGACCCCCCAUGAUCUCGGACUUAUCCUCUAUACCACUACAGAUGUCCCUUUUUUUUUUUUUUUUUUUUUUUUUAUAUUAUUAUUAUUUAAUGAACGGUCUCCCUCUUGUUUUUCCUUUCUGUGCCAUAGAAACUUCUAGCCACUGGACUGGGAGUGCAACGCUGUUUACUUUGCACAAGAUUAUGUUCAAGGCUACUUUCCCUAACCCCUGGUCAUAAAUUGGAAUAUCGAUUUAGGUUUUCAUACAAAUACCUAUCCCCUUUCAAUGCACUUGUAUGUUAAGCCUUAGAAUGGCUACGAACACUAGAUAAAACCAGGAACACUUACUGUAUUGAGGCAGGCUUUAGCCUAAUGGCAAGAAACCUGGCUUUGUGUCCCAUUUGUUAUACCUGCCUUUUAGGUUACAAAGUAAGAGCAACUGCUACCCUACCUGUAGAGCAGGAGCAGUAGUUAUAUGAAUAGAUGGGUUCAAUCUAGCUGGAUUCUGAAUAUCUAUUUAGCACUGAAUACUUAUUUAUUUAUCAGUGACAGUGAUCACUAUAAAUGGUGUUAAUUUUAUUAUGGUAAUUAUCGGAAGCAGUGCCUUCCAUAAUUGACGGUUAUACUGUCGGAUAUUUUUUUUUUCUUUUGUAUGAUAAAAGCAGCAUCUGCUUAACUGGUCUGACAUGAUACUGGAAUCUCUGCUCUCCUCGUGCCAUGUAACAGAAGGGUGAAACCUUUGCAAAUACUGUAAUUUUGCCGAAACUGUCUUUGUGCUGAGAAGGGUGCUUCUUCUCAUUGGCUAUAGUGUCUAAUAAUUGGCAGCCCUUUUCUAGUGGUCAUUGACAUGGUGCUAGGGCCCAAUUACUGUUUAUGUUCAGACAUGCUGCUUACGAAGACAGUCGACUCUCGUUUGAGUGCAAGGGCUUUUCUGUUGCAUUGCAUGGUGGUUAGUAAUGGUAAUUGUGCACACACAAGCACUCUUAAGCCAUUUAUUGGCUCUGAUUAAGAUGUACUGCCUAAAGCAGACCUGUCUGCAGUUUAUGUAAAUAUAGGGCAUACUUGCAUAGGGCUUCUUGUUCUGAUUCCAGGCACACCAUUGUUGAGCCCUCCAGUGCUGAUAUAUUACUCUUAUUGAUAUGCACGUGACCCCUAAAAGCCUGUGGAGUGUUUCUCUGGACAGCAGAGGCCCCAAAAAGUUUGUCCUUCCACUUGCUUCCAUCAGUACCGGUCUGCCCGCUAGUAACCUUUUACAGUACCUUGAUUGACAACCCUAGGCUGUACUGUCAUCUCAAUCUCUCACCUGAGAUUCUUCACAAGCACAUGGCAAACACUGGUCUGUGCGGAAAUGUAUUUUUUCUGUGGCCUCAAAGACUGUUCUGCACUUGCACGCUUUGAAAAUGCAGAACAGUUCUAGAGACCACCAGGAGCUGACAUUAUUGUGCAUGGGCCAGCCAACAUUGGCUAGGUGAGAUGGGCACAGCCUAUUGGCUGUCAAUCAAGAUGCAGAAGGGGGUAAGUGGACAGACCGGAGUUAACUGCAAGUGAACGGAUGAACUUUGCUUUACUUUAGCAUCUUUGCGCUGUAGGUCUCGGUUGGGAAGAGAAGUUUGCACAGAAUCGGUGAGAAGCCCUACACAAUGUCCCUAGUUUACAACCUUCUGAUAGGUCCACCAUAAAGCUUACUUUCUGUCCUAUACUCAGUUCUACGUAAUUAAGACAGGAACGUGAUGGUAUUUGCUUUAUGGAUUACUACGUAACCUUUGGAUUGUAAGCAAUUUUGUGUUUGGCAUCUUACAUCUUUUAAAGCAGAUUUUCCAGUAACUUAUAUCAUGAAUUUGAGCUUACAUUAUCGGGAGCAGUGUCUUCCAUAAUGGAUAUAUACAAAUUUGGUAGUUUUUGCCUACCACAGUGUUAUAUCGGGGGCAGUGAUCCCUCAUAUGUUACACUACAGGUGUACUUAAUUAUCGGGGACAGUGUUUCCCAUAAUUAGUUUUAGGUUAAAUGUUCGCUUGCAAUGCUUAGCUCUGGUCUCUAAGGGUAGAUUCACACAGGUUGGAUUUGCUGUGGAAUCCGCAUACCAGCUAUGAGCAUUGUGCAAAUUUCUUAAAGGAGUACUCCACUGGCCAGCGUUCGGAACGAAGUGUUCCAAACGCUGUUUUCGCGCUGCAUUGGUCG